AUGAAGUCGUUCAGCGGUGCAGUGAGUACGAGUGCGCUUGCGCUGCUUGCGCUGCAAGCGUCCGGCGUUAGUGCCGACAGUGCUAAGUCGUUUGUGCCCAGCAACAUCCGAGGCCUGUUCGUUGAGCAGUUCACGCCUGAUUGGGAGUCGCGCUGGACGCCAUCUCAGGCUAGCAAGUUCCAGCGUGGCGCAGAAGAGUUCAAGUACGAUGGUGUAUGGUCGGUCGAGGAAGCAUCGAUGUUCCCAGGUAUACCUGGUGACCUGGCCCUGACAAUGAAGAGCAAGGCCAAGCAGCACGCCAUCAGCACGCUGCUGGACAAACCGAUUGUGUUUGACGGCACGAAGCCACUGGUCGUGCAGUACGAAGUCAAGAUGCAGAAUGGACUUUCGUGCGGUGGUGCUUAUGUCAAGCUGCUGAGCAGCAGCGAGAGUGACUUGGACCCGAAGCAGUUCGCCGACACGACGCCAUACUCCAUCAUGUUUGGUCCGGACCGCUGCGGGCCUGACAGCAAGCUGCACUUUAUUUUCCGCCACAAGAACCCCGUAUCUGGCAAUGUGGAAGAGAAACACCUGAAGGUGCCACCUCACGCGAAGGUGUCGAAGGUAUCGACGCUGUACACACUCAUUGUCAACCCUGACAACACGUUCGAUAUCCAAGUCAACGAGGAAUCCGUGCUGAAGGGUAACCUACUGGAAGACUUCUCGCCAGCGGUGAACCCACCGAAGGAAAUUGACGAUCCGAAUGACUCGAAGCCGGAAGAUUGGGUCGACGAGUCGCAGAUCCCUGACCCAGAGGCAGUGAAGCCAGAGGACUGGGACGAGGAUGCGCCAGCGAUGAUCGCGGACCCAGCGGCCAAGAAACCAAUUGACUGGCUGGACGAGGAGCCCCUCAUGGUGCCGGACCCCAAGGCUACCAAGCCAGAGGAGUGGGACGAUGAGGAAGAUGGCGAGUGGAUCGCUCCUCCUGUGCCGAACCCGAAGUGUGACGACGUGUCGGGCUGUGGUACAUGGACCGCGCCGAUGGUCGCGAACCCGGCGUACAAGGGCAAGUGGACGCCGCCACUGAUCCCGAACCCGGCAUACAAGGGUGAGUGGGCGCCUCGCAAGAUUGAGAAUCCCGAGUACUUUGAGGACAAGCAGCCCAACAAGUUCCUGCCAAUUGGCGGUAUUGGCUUUGAGUUGUGGACGAUGGACGAUGACAUCCAGUUCGACAAUAUUUACAUCAGCAACGACCCGAAGGAGGCUGCCAAGUUUGCUGACGAGACGUUCCGUGUAAAGCUGCCCCUUGAGCAGAACAGGGAGCAGGAGACCAACGACAAGGACGAUGAGACGGUCAAGCCACCAGCUGCCAAGUCGAGCCUCGAGCACUUUGCGAACCAGAUCCGCCGUCGCACCAAUGUGCUUGUGGAGCGUCUUUCGACCGAGCAGGACAAGCUGCGUGUUCUGCAGCAGUCGUCGGACAUUGUUGGAUUCUAUGCGGCUGUGGUUGCCGUGCUUCUCGGUUUGGUGGGUCUGUUUGCCUCGAUGCUGGGUGGAAGCAGCACCGCCCCGCCAGCCAAGCAGCAGCCAAGCACCAAGAAGGAUGAGCCGAAGUCUGCGGCUAGCACCGCCGUCAAGGGCGCCUCGUCAUCGGUGCAAGAUGCCUCGGCAAAUGUCACGAAGCGUGCUGCUGCCGCUACUGGCACGCAGUGA
Messenger RNA from Malassezia globosa CBS 7966, 1692 nucleotides. RefSeq lists its product as uncharacterized. Gene Ontology annotation, cellular component: endoplasmic reticulum membrane; endoplasmic reticulum. The record is from RefSeq and is a predicted model, not a curated record. The transcript has a single exon. Gene Ontology annotation, molecular function: calcium ion binding. Lineage: Eukaryota; Fungi; Basidiomycota; Malasseziomycetes; Malasseziales; Malasseziaceae. Gene Ontology annotation, biological process: protein folding. The coding region runs from base 1 to 1692 and encodes 563 amino acids.